Molecule: messenger RNA, 1671 nt
Organism: Venustampulla echinocandica
Lineage: Eukaryota; Fungi; Ascomycota; Leotiomycetes; Helotiales; Pleuroascaceae
Exons: 3
Coding region: 1-1671 (556 amino acids)
Biological process (GO): transmembrane transport
Molecular function (GO): transmembrane transporter activity
Source: RefSeq, a predicted model, not a curated record
AUGUUGAUCAAUACCGAGUCGAGUGGUGCUGAGAAGCUUCCUGUUGAACAGUCUGGGGGAAAUACCUCUGAACGUCAAACUUUUGAGGAUGAGAAACCCGCCGAGGAACUACCAACCAAACAAGACGACGAAGACGACACUGUGUAUCCCCGGCCACUUGUCCGCAGUCUGUUGAUUUUGGGGAUAUGUUGCGCUGCGUUUCUCGUCGCCUUGGAUCGUACUAUAAUUGCUGCGGCAAUACCACGAAUAACCGACGACUUCAAAUCGCCAGGAGAUGCUGGAUGGUACGGAAGCGCCUAUCUCCUCACAUCAUGUGCUUGCCAGCCAACGUUCGGUCGAAUAUUUACCAACUUCGAUACCCGAUGGUCGUUCUUAACAGCCUUGGGGUUGUUCGAGCUUGGCUCGUUGAUCUGUGGUGCUGCUCCCAAUUCAACCGCGCUUAUUGUUGGACGUGCAAUUGCUGGUAUAGGAUGCGCCGGCGUAUUCGCUGGUUGUAUGCUUAUUAUUACAAAAUCUGUCCCCUUGUCGAAGAGGCCAGUGUACAUGGCGGGUGUUGGUGGCAUCUUUGGAAUUGGAUCCAUUUCUGGCCCUGUCAUCGGCGGCGCCUUUACAGACCAAAUAACUUGGAGAAUGUGUUUUUAUUUGAAUCUACCUGUGGGGUUAAUCACCGCAGUGAUUGUGCUUCUUUUCUUCCGUGUCGCAAACCAAGCGGAGAAGCCCGAUCCAUUCUUUCAGAGACUGCUAAAACUGGAUCUCUUUGGAAACCUGCUCUUGAUCAGCUCCGUGGCAAUGCUACUCCUGGCUCUGCAGUGGGGUGGCCUCGAGUAUCCGUGGAAUAGUGCGAAAAUUGUCGGCCUACUCGUUGGUUCGGCCGUGGGAAUAUGCAUCUUCCUUUGGUGGAUGAUUUACCGUGGUUCUAGUGCUCUGAUCCCGCCAAAUAUUGUCGCUCAAAGAACAGCUGCGGCGUGUUUGACAUUCAGCUUUCUUAUCUCGGGUGCUGUCCUUGUCCACAGCUAUUACGUGCCCUACUGGUUCCAAGCCAUCAAAAAUGUGUCCGCAGAGAAGUCCGGUGUGAACAUGAUCCCCUACGUACUUAGCAACUUCGUAUUUUCCAUGGUGGCGGGCAUCGCGGUCCAGAAAUCUGGCUACGUCCUUCCAGCAGCAAUAGUUUCGCCUAUCGUUGCCUCCAUAGGCAGUGGACUUAUGACAACCUUUUCUGAGGAUACGACUACUGUUAAGUGGGCUGGAUAUGCCAUACUGGCAGGAGCGGGAAUUGGAAUCGGCAUGCAGCAAGGAGUUGUUGCUGUCCAGGCCGUCUUGCCGAAAGAAUCGAUUCCCAUUGGUACAUCCAUGAUACUCUUCACGCAGAGUCUCUCUGGUGCGAUAUUCGUAUCAGUUGGAAACUCUAUUCUUCGAAAUGAACUAUCCAGCGGGCUUACCACCGCCAAACUUCCUGGUGCCGACGUUCCACAUGUUUUGGCCACUGGGGCGACUGCUGUUCGACAUCUCAUACCAGCCGACCAAUUAGAGCCUUUCAUCACGAUAUACAACGAGGCUAUUCGGAAGGUUUUCCUUGUAGCAGUUCCUCUAGCAGCUACAGCAUUACUUCCCGCGGUUUUUAUCGAAUGGAAGAGUUUGAAGGGAACGGCAGUAGUGGCAGGAGAAGCAUGA